Molecule: messenger RNA, 3009 nt
Organism: Mauremys reevesii (Reeves's turtle)
Lineage: Eukaryota; Metazoa; Chordata; Testudines; Geoemydidae
Gene: GRIPAP1
Product: GRIP1 associated protein 1
Exons: 26
Coding region: 257-2785 (842 amino acids)
Biological process (GO): regulation of modification of synaptic structure; regulation of neurotransmitter receptor transport, endosome to postsynaptic membrane; regulation of recycling endosome localization within postsynapse
Cellular component (GO): glutamatergic synapse; postsynaptic recycling endosome; extrinsic component of postsynaptic early endosome membrane
Source: RefSeq, a predicted model, not a curated record
UGGUCCUCACUUCCGGUUCCUAGGGGGGCGAAGAGCGCGACUCUAUGAUCCUGCGGCCGCUGAGCGCGACUGUCUCUCCCGCCCGUCCUGGCGGCGCCCGGCUCCUCUCUAUGGUCUCCACUUCCUGCUUCCGGGCGACGUUCUCGCCGGCCUCCCCCGGCAACUCUAUGCUCCGCUCUUAAAGUCCCCCGCACCGCUACGCUCACGGCCGGGGCGGGCGGCGGUUUUUUGUCCUCCGACGGGCGGGGGCCGGAAGAUGGCGCAGGCUCUGUCGGCGGAGGAGUUCCAGCGGCUGCAGGCGCAGCUGCUGGAGCUUCGCACCCAGAACUACCAGCUGUCGGACGAGCUGCGGAAAACCGGCGCCGAACUGACCGGGCUCCGGCAGCGUGUGGCCUUUCUGGAUAAGGAGCUCGCCAAGGCUCAGAAGGCUCUGGGGAAAAGCAAGAAAGCUCAGGAGGUGGAGGCGCUGCUGAGCGAGAACGAGAUGCUGCAGAGCAAAUUGCAGAGCCAGGACGAGGAUUUCCGGCUCCAGAACAGCAGCCUCCUGCAGGAGCUGGGCAAGCUCUGCUCCCAGGUCGAGCAGCUGGAGACGGACAAUAAGCGGAUGCAGGGGGGGGGCCCCGUGUCGGACGGGCCCCCGCCCCCCGGGCCCCCACCCCCCGAGCUCCUGCGGCUGCAGGCCGAGAACACGGCGCUGCAACGGAACGUGGCAGCCCUGCAGGAGCGCUUGGAGAAGGAGGCGGCCCGGCAGGCCGAGGGGCAGGGGGCCGCCCCCCAAGCUCCGGGCCCCGCUGGGGAGGCCGGGGCCGGGGCCGGGCCCUGCCAGCCGCUGCCCGCGGAGCGGGAGCUGAAGUGGGCGACCGAGCGGGAGGAGAAGAAGCUGCUGACGCAGCAGCUGCAGGGCCUGGAGGCGGCCAAGCAGGCCGAGAUCUCCCGGCUUCAGGACGAGCUGAAUAAGCUCAAUGAGAAACUGAAGAAAAAGCAAGAGAGUUUCCGGCGGCUGCAGGCGGAGAAGGAGGCUCUGUACAACGACAGCAGGACCAAGCUGGCCGAGGUCCAGCAGCAGAAAGCCGAGGAGCUGACAUCGCUGCAGCUUUGCAACCAGAAACUGCACCAGGAGCUGCAGGCAGCCGUGGAGAGCGCCGCGCAGGUGCGGGAGCAGCUGCAGAGCCGCCAGAGGGAGCACGCGGACGCCCUUCACGCCCUGCAGGAGCAGGCGGCCUGCCAGAGCGCGCAGACCCAGGAGAACGUAGAGACGAUUCUCUCUGAGAACGAGGCCCUGAGAACCAAUCUAGCGGCGCUCGAGCAGAUCCAGACGUCGAAGACCCAGGAGCUGAACCUGCUGCGGGAGCAGAGCGCGGCGCUCGGCCUGGAGCUGCAGCAGAGGCAGAGCGAGAAGGAGGCGCUGGCCGGGCAGCGGGACGACCUCGACACCCAGCUACAGGAAUCCAUCCGAGCCAACAGCCGCCUCCUGGAGCAACUGCAGGCCCUGGCCCAGGAGAAGGAGAAGCUGGUUGUGGAGCUGGAAGAGGCCAGGAAGAGCGCAGAGAAGCGCAAGUCCCUGCUGGACGCGCUGGCGGUGGAGACGCAGCAGGAGAAGAGCCGCCACCAGGAGGCGCUGGCUGCGCUGCGGGUGCAGCACGACAAGGAGGUGCUGAGCGUCCGGGCGCAGUACGAGCGGGAGCUGCGCCAGGUGCACGAGGAGAAGAAACGCCACGAGGAGGCGCUGCGGGGGCAGCUCAAGGAGGAGAAGGCCCGCACCCGGGAGCUGGAGAGCUCGCAGCAGACGGUGGAGGAGCUGCGCCUGCAAAUCCAGUCCAUGGACGGGGCCAAAGGCUGGUUCGAGCGGCGGCUCAAGGAAGCGGAGGAGCUGAUUGAAAAGCACCAACGGGACCAUGAAGAGGCGCUUCGAGUGUGCAAGGAGCAGCACGCGGCCGAGCUGAAGCUAAAGGACCAGGAGGUGGAUGCUGCCAGGGAGCAGCUGCGGGCGGCCGAGAGCUCCCGGGACGAGCACGUGGGCACGAUCAGCCGCCUCCGACAGGAGGUGAAGGACACGGUGGACGGCCAGCGCAUCCUGGAGAAGAAAGGCAGCGCUGCACUCAAAGACUUGAAGCGGCAGCUGCAGGUGGAGCGGAAGCGGGCGGACAAGCUGCAGGAGCGGCUGCAGGAGAUCCUGACCAAUAGCAAGACGCGGACGGGGCUCGAGGAGCUGGUUCUGGCCGAGAUGAGCUCCCCCAGCCGGGCGCAGACGGGCGACAGCAGCAGCAUCUCGUCCUUCAGCUACCGGGAGGCCAUGAAGGAGGGGUCUGGGCCCGGCAGCACCAAGUCCAACACGGGGAGCCCCCAGUCCCAGCGCCCCGCGGACCUGUCGGACGAGGAGAUCUCGGAGCUGUUCCAGCGCCUGGCGGAGACGCAGCAGGAGAAGUGGAUGCUGGAGGAAAAGGUGAAGCACCUGGAGGUGAGCAGCUCCUCGAUGGCGGCGGAUCUGUGCCGGAAAAGCGCCAUUAUCGAGACCUACGUCAUGGACAGUCGCAUUGACGUCUCGGCCCCCCACGGGCCCCUGGAGCGCGGCGGCCUGGGCAGCGUCCUGCGGGACCUGGUGAAGCCGGGGGACGAGAACCUGCGGGAGAUGAACAAGAAGCUGCAGAACCUGCUGGAGGAGCAGCUCACCAAGAACAUGCACCUGCAGAAGCACCUGGAGCUCCUGUCCCAGGAGAUCGUGCGGCUGAGCAAGGAGUGCGCCCCCCUCCCCCCGCCCGCCCCCAACGGCGCCGACCCCCCCUGACAGCCCCGGGGCGCCGCGCCAGGGGGCGGGGCCUGCCUCUUCCCAGGGCCCCCCAUGCUCCUGCUUCAACCGCUGCCCCCCCGGUUCCCCCCGUGGACAUUACGUGGGGGGUGGGAACUAUAACCCCUCGGCAGCCUCUGCCCCCCAGCCCUGCCCCCGCCCCUCCCAUCCCCCCAGCUCUGCUAAUGGGUAAUUACAACCCCCCAGCCCCUCCCAUCCCCCCA